Molecule: messenger RNA, 4110 nt
Organism: Clarias gariepinus (North African catfish)
Lineage: Eukaryota; Metazoa; Chordata; Actinopteri; Siluriformes; Clariidae
Gene: lig3
Product: ligase III, DNA, ATP-dependent
Exons: 21
Coding region: 197-3208 (1003 amino acids)
Biological process (GO): DNA recombination; DNA biosynthetic process; mitochondrial DNA repair
Cellular component (GO): DNA ligase III-XRCC1 complex
Molecular function (GO): DNA binding; DNA ligase (ATP) activity; ATP binding
Source: RefSeq, a predicted model, not a curated record
ACAAAGAGGAAGCGCGUGUGUUGUACUUAAAGGGGAACGCACUGUGCAGGGGAAACUGUUGUCUUAGGAGGUACGUCGUUUCAAAGCCAAACGACGAGACGGAAUUGUAAAUUUGUUCACAGUGAUAACAUUAAUACCAAGAAGAAAUCACCACCGUGUGCUGUGUGAGAUGCUUCACAUUCCAGUAUAACGCUGAAUGCAUGGGCUCGGCUUUUACAAGGCAGCCAGAAACCUCUCCAGGACUUUACGCCUGUUCCAGACACGAAGCUUGUGUCUUACCCAACAGCGCUGUCACCCUGUCGUCUACGCUUGGGGCUUUGUUUCAUCGGUGAGACACUUUAGUCUGUCACCUCCAUCUUUCCUUGCCGUCUCUCGGGCCACAUUUCAGGACGACUGGGCAACCAUGGCUGAGCAGAGAUUCUGCGUGGAGUACGCUAAGCGCGGGCAAGCAGGCUGCAAGAAAUGCAAAGACAAGAUCGUGAAGGGGUUGGUGCGAAUCGGGAAGAUCGUGCCUAACCCAUUCAGCGAGUCCGCGGGAGAGAUGAAGGAGUGGUAUCACGUGAAGUGCAUGUUCGAGAAGCUGGAGCGUGCACGUGCGACCACCAAGAAGAUCGAGGACAUUACUGACCUGGAGGGCUGGGAGGAGUUACAAGAUGAGGAAAAAGAGCUAAUCAAUAAGCUUGUAGCAGACCUGGCUGCUAAGACAAACUCGAGUCCGAAGAAGAAGGUGCAAGCCAAGUUAAACACCAGCGGCCAAUUAUCAGCUCCUUCCGCCGAUCCGACUGUGAACGCGCCACGCAAGUUUUCUGGCUUUACAGCCUCGAAGGCAGGUUCGUCAUCGUCGAGUCCAGGCCCAUCUCCUGCCAAAGCCCCACAUGGCAGCGUUCUAUCCGCCCAGUUUUGCCAGCCCGACCAUAAAGACUGUCUGUUUCGUGAAUUUCGCAAGCUCUGUGCCAUGGUGGCUGAGAGGUCCAGCUACAACGCGAAGACCGAGAUCAUCAAGGACUUCCUGAAGAAGGGUUCUGGUGGAGACAAGUUUAAGGGAGAUCUCUACCUGACAGUGAAGCUGCUCCUCCCAGGCGUAGUGAAAAGUGUUUACAACCUCAACGACAAGCAAAUCGUCAAACUCUUCAGUCGCAUCCUGAACUGCAACCAGGACGAGAUGGUGCGCGACCUAGAACAGGGCGACGUCUCUGAGACAGUAAGGAUGUUUUUCGAUGCCAGCAAGUCGUUUCCACCUUCAACCAAGAGUCUGCUGACCAUCCAGGAAGUGGAUGCGUCGCUGAACCGCUUGGCUCAGCUCACUAAGGAAGACGAGCAGCAGGCAGAGCUGGAGGCAAUCGCUAAAAAAUGCACAGGGAACGACUUGAAGUGUUACAUACGUCUAGUAAAACAUGAUCUGAAGAUAAAUUCUGGUGCCAAACACGUCCUGGAUGCAUUAGACCCCAACGCCUACGAUGCUUUCAAAGCUUCUCGAAACCUCGGCGACGUAAUCGAUAGAGUCCUGCGCAAUCAGCAGGACGCGUCGAACGGCAACGGCCCAAGGAAGCACUUGAGUGUCGAGGCCACGUUACUGACUCCUGUGCAGCCUAUGCUGGCGGAAGCCUGCAAGUCGGUUGAAUACGCCAUGAAGAAGUGUCCUAACGGAAUGUACUCGGAGAUCAAGUACGACGGCGAGCGCGUGCAAGUGCACAAGAGUGGAGAUCACUUCAGCUACUUCAGCCGCAGCCUCAAACCCGUGCUGCCUCACAAGGUGGCCCAUUUCAAAGAGUUUAUACCUCAGGCCUUUGCUGGAGGCCACAGCAUGAUCCUAGACGCUGAAGUUCUCCUGAUUGAUACCAACACCAGCAAGCCGCUGCCUUUUGGGACGUUAGGAGUGCACAAAAAAGCGGCUUUUCAGGAUGCACAAGUGUGCCUGUUUGUUUUUGACUGCAUUUAUUUUAACGGCGUUAGCCUCAUGGACAAGCCACUUUGCGAAAGGAGAAAAUUUCUUCACGACAACAUGGUGGAAGUUCCAAACAGGAUUCUGUUUUCCGAGAUGAAGCAUGUAACGAGAGCUGCUGACCUGGCUGAAAUGAUCACACGAGUCAUCAGAGAGGGACUGGAAGGACUCGUGCUGAAAGACAUCAAGGGGAUGUAUGAACCUGGGAAACGUCACUGGCUGAAGGUGAAGAAAGACUACCUGAACGAAGGAGCGAUGGCGGACACGGCCGAUCUGGUGGUUUUGGGCGGGUUUUAUGGAAGCGGCUCAAAAGGUGGAAUCAUGUCAAGUUUCCUCAUGGGCUGCUACGAUCCCGCGUCCAAAAAAUGGUGCACGGUUACCAAAUGCUCCGGAGGCUUUGACGAUGCCACUCUAGCCAGACUGCAAAAGGAGCUGGACAUGAUUAAAAUUGUCAAGGAUCCCAGCAAGAUCCCGCCAUGGCUGAAUAUAGUCAAGAACUACUAUCCGGAUUUUCUCAUCCGAGAUCCUGAGAAAGCGCCGGUUUGGGAGAUCACAGGAGCGGAGUUCUCAAAGUCGGAAAUGCACACCGCCGACGGCAUCUCCAUCCGCUUUCCACGCUGCACCCGUAUGCGUGACGAUAAGGACUGGAAGACGGCCACCAACCUUCCCCAGCUCAAGGAGCUUUACCGUGUCUCGAAGGAAACGAGCGAUUUUGAGGUGACGGCAGGGCAGUCUACAAGCAGCAAAGACGACAAGAGCUCAUCAGGAGGAGACAGCGGAGGCAGCUCACCGUCCACCUCCAACAGAGCAACAAGCUCGAGCAAAGCUAACAAUGGUCACACUCCAAAGCCAAAGCCGGUAAAACCUGCAACUACUACUACUUCGGUGAAAACUGCAACUCCGUCCCCUGCCAAGAGGAAGCUGCCUGCUGAGGAACAUGGUGCAAAGAAGAUGAAGAUCGAACCAGUUCAGAGCAACAGGCAAAGCGAAGCUAAAGCUUCUCCAGCUAAGGCAGAUCCAAAGAGUGAAAAGACUUUGCUGGACAUCUUCACUGGAGUAAAGCUGUACCUUCCCGAAUCAGUGCAGGACUAUGAGAAGCUUCGGCGUUACUUCGUAGCGUAUGACGGAGAGCUCGUUCCCGAUUACGCCGCUGCCUCUGCAACACACACGCUAGCCACCCCCGAGGAGGGAAGCAAGGCCCAGAGAGUCAGCUCCAACUGGAUCUGGCAGUGCAUAAAGAAAAGGAGAUUGGUUCCUCCCUGCUGAAAAAAAGAAAGAUAUAGACCGAACCGUCCUGCUGCUUUGGCAAACACUUACUGCAAAAAAAAAAAAAGUGUCCUUCAGAACGUCUGUCAACUGAAAAUAUUAUUGACCAUAACACAAUGCGUGUGUUCAUUCAGGACAAACUUUAUGAACUUGUGUCAGUUUACUUUUUUUUACCAUGGUGUGGUACAGUAUGUCAAUAGCAACUUGAGUUUUCCAGUUCUUCUAAAAAUCAGUUUUUAGAAGCUUUUUUUUUUUUUUUUUUUUAGCAAAGGCUAUCACUGAUAGUAGGUAUAAUUCUGUCUUUGGGAUUAAGUUUGUAGAAUCACAAACUUCUGCAGAAUGUCAACAUUAUGUGUCGAACGUAUGACGUUUUAUAGAAAAAGAAACCAGCUUUCUAGAAUAGGAGACGAUGUAAUUUGCGUAUGCAAAGCAGAAUGAACAGCUGGGCCCCGUUCCUAAAUUGACACUACAGACUACAAAAAUCUACAGACAGACAUCUUAAUGUUAACUACUCGCUUCAUCUGGCUGAACUGACUACGUCCUCAGGUGUGACAUCCACAGUCUGAUGAAAAUAAAGAGGAUUUUUAUAAGCUAACAAACUUUUGCCCUAACACAUUGCAGUGUGUUGCAGUGCAUGAUUGUGAUUGCUCUGUCAGGCCAUAGUGGCAGUGGAGAUGAUUUGACAUUUAAAAAAAAAAAAGAAGAAAAAAAAAACGUAAAGAACCAGUUUGUGAAAGUGUGCAUUUUUAUAGGAGGUGAAAGGACAUGGUCAUAAAGCAAUAAAAAUCUGGGUAUUUCCUAAACAUGAACACAAGACGCACCAAGAUCAUGACAUUUCAGGUGCAAAUCAGAUUAAUAGUUUGUAGUGGUUCUUUACAAUAAAAACCCAUCAGCAGACAAAU